Microtus ochrogaster (prairie vole) is the source of this 5889-nucleotide messenger RNA. RefSeq names its product regulator of G protein signaling 6 (gene Rgs6). Gene Ontology annotation, biological process: G protein-coupled receptor signaling pathway; regulation of G protein-coupled receptor signaling pathway; intracellular signal transduction. Gene Ontology annotation, molecular function: GTPase activator activity. Gene Ontology annotation, cellular component: cytoplasm; neuron projection. The record is from RefSeq and is a predicted model, not a curated record. NCBI's taxonomy places the organism in Eukaryota, Metazoa, Chordata, Mammalia, Rodentia, Cricetidae.
GCGCGACUCCGGGCAGUUCCUUGGCGAUCGGCCCCGCCGGGUGGCCAAGAGCUCCGCCCGGGGGCGCCCCAGGGUCCCUGUUGCUGCGGGUGCCGAGGGGGCGGAUCCAGCCCCGGCCGGAGAGGGGCCAGGGAGAUAGCCCGAGAGCCCCGCGCCCUGGCACCAUGCGACCCACCGCACCUUCUCCCGGGCCUGGGGCUGCACAGUCUGCUCGCUGAGCCCCCUGAGGUCGCCACCGGGGAGAGUGACAGAAGAGGAGGAGGCGACACCCGGGAGAGCAGCGCCCGGACGGAAUCAGCCCCCUGAGAGCUGGCGGCUCCCUGGUUCUUGAGCCUUAUCAUGCUUCGGGCGCCAGCCGGGCUUUAGGAGAGAAACUGAGACACCGGUGCGAGUCGGGACAAUUCUUUGGUUGUUAAGUGUGAGAGAAGACACUCAGGAUGGCUCAGGGAUCCGGGGACCAGAGAGCAGUGGGGAUUGCUGAUCCAGAAGAGAGUUCUCCCAACAUGAUUGUCUACUGCAAAAUCGAGGACAUCAUUACCAAGAUGCAAGAUGACAAGACAGGGGGUGUGCCCAUCAGAACAGUCAAGAGCUUUCUCUCCAAAAUCCCCAGUGUCGUCACAGGUACGGACGUUGUGCAGUGGCUUAUGAAGAACCUUUCCAUUGAGGACCCAGUUGAAGCAAUACACCUGGGAAGCCUUAUUGCUGCCCAGGGCUACAUCUUCCCAAUCUCAGACCACGUUCUCACCAUGAAAGACGAUGGCACCUUUUACCGUUUCCAGGCUCCUUACUUCUGGCCUUCCAACUGCUGGGAACCUGAAAACACUGACUACGCCAUCUACCUCUGUAAGAGGACAAUGCAGAACAAAGCGAGGCUGGAACUGGCAGACUACGAAGCCGAAAACUUAGCGAGACUCCAGCGGGCCUUUGCAAGGAAGUGGGAAUUCAUCUUUAUGCAAGCAGAGGCACAAGUAAAGAUUGACCGGAAAAAGGAUAAGACAGAGAGGAAAAUCUUGGAUAGUCAAGAACGGGCCUUUUGGGAUGUCCACAGGCCAGUGCCAGGCUGUGUGAACACAACGGAAAUGGAUAUCAGAAAAUGUCGACGUUUGAAGAAUCCUCAGAAGGUUAAAAAGUCAGUGUACGGUGUGACAGAAGAGUCCCAGUCACAGAGUCCAGUGCACAUACCAAGCCAGCCAAUCAGGAAAACUACGAAGGAUGACAUUCGAAAACAGAUAACAUUUCUGAAUGCACAGAUUGACAGACAUUGUUUGAAAAUGUCCAAAGUGGCUGAAAGCUUAAUCGCUUACACAGAGCAGUAUGUGGAGUAUGACCCUUUCAUAACGCCAGCAGAGCCAUCUAAUCCUUGGAUCAGCGAUGACAUCACUUUAUGGGACAUAGAGAUGAGCAAAGAGCCCAGCCAGCAGCGGGUAAAAAGAUGGGGCUUCUCUUUUGAUGAGAUACUGAAGGACCAGGUGGGGCGGGACCAGUUCCUUCGAUUCCUGGAGUCGGAAUUCAGUUCAGAAAAUCUCAGGUUCUGGCUGGCUGUCCAAGACCUCAAGAAGCAGCCUUUACAGGACGUGGCCAAGAGGGUGGAAGAAAUCUGGCAAGAGUUUCUAGCUCCAGGUGCCCCGAGUGCCAUCAACCUGGAUUCCCACAGCUAUGAGAGAACCAGUCAGAAUGUCAAAGACGGAGGCAGAUACACAUUUGAAGAUGCCCAGGAGCACAUCUACAAGCUGAUGAAGAGUGACAGCUACGCUCGCUUCCUGCGGUCCAAUGCUUACCAGGACCUGUUGCUGGCCAAGAAGAAGCCAGAAAGUGAGCAAGGUCGUAGAACUUCCCUAGAAAAGUUCACGCGCAGUGUGUGCUGCUGGCGCCGCGUCAGAAUGGCCGCCGCGUUUCACCCCCGAGGUGGCUUCCUUCCAGCAGUGGGGAAAGUCGCUGGCGGGCAAGCGCCUCACGGGCCUGAUGCAAUCCUCCUGACUGCCCCCACCCCAGGGCCUGGGCCCGCAGAGCACCCGGGCAGGCGGCGCUCCACAUCCAACGACAGAGCUUCCUUGUGGGGAGAUUUGGUCACUGUGAAGGAGAAAGAGUGAGGGCCACGGAUUGCAAUGGUGGGGGAGACGUGGUGGGUGAAUGGGGAGACCAGAGUGAAAGAGUCUAGCGGUGCUGGGCCAGCCAGGGAGAGGCCCCUGUUGAUGCCUCUCUCGUGUACAGUCUCGCGUCAAUGCUUAUUCUCUCCAAGGGCCCAUUUCUAACUUGGCCAGGGGAUGUUUCGUGGGGCCUGAAUACCACUUGCGAUGUUAACCUCACCUGUCCAGUCAUCUGGGAAACCACGGCUUUCAGCAAACUUGGGAGGGAUGAGCGGAGCCGGGCACAUAGUAUUAUACAUCACCUGCGUAGUCUCUGUUGCACUCACUGCCCCCUGCCCCCCCCCAUUGGUAGCCACCCAGGUGUAGUGGACGGACGACAGACACUGCUUUCACAAAAAUGUCAAACGUCACACCUUCAGCACCAAUGGCACUUCAAGUUCUUGCCACCCUCUCUGAGACCAAAUUUAAAAGAAGUCUCUGUGGGUGUGGUGGCCACCCUCAGGUCCCCUCAAAUGUCCAAGGGUCCAGUGUAGACGACAGAGUGUGUUGUUCAGCCACUGAAGGUUCUGGUGACAAAUCUUAAAAAUAUGAUUUCUCCUUGUCUAAUGAUUUUGCUCCUUGCACCUUGGUUUGUUCCCUCAUGUUUUACUAGAAAUAAACGUGGCCAUGAACUCAGGGGCCAUUGGGCUUCUCCCCACCGGUAGCCCAAGUUCCUGGAGGUGAAUGGGCUGUGGGGCUAGCACCAGGCCUGGCCAGACUCUUGGUGGGUUAAGGUUCAGCUAUUCCUGAAGCUAAAACACAAUAUGCACAAUGGCAGGACUGGGCCAGAACCACAGGUUCCUUUUCUCGACCUCAUUCUGAGGGCCCAGCCAAAGUACCCUGUUAAACGUAGCCAAAUCAUCUAGCUAAGAGCAAACUGUGUAAGACCCUGCAAAAGAUCUGUCUUCUUCCUGUGUGUCAGAACAACCAUUUGCCAACCUGGCUGUGAAGUCAUGCCCAGAAAGUGCCACGUCAGGUCCUGAACGCAUAGGGGGUGCUUAGCAAAUGGUAGGUAACACAGUUGUCAUUGUUCUUGUGGUUGCCACGAGCCCUCAGACACUGCUGUAGUAAGCAACAUGCUUUUAAAGUCAAACACGCCCUCCCACACACACCUUCCCUGCCAAUACCUGUUUGUUGGCCCCUUCUUUUGAUCUAUUUUGGCCAUAGGUGAAAACUCUUGGGAUUAUAUAAACAGGGAAGGAAGGAAGGAAGGAAGGAAGGAAGGAAGGAAGGAAGGAAGGAGAAAGAAAGUGUUGCUUGUGAAAGCAAGCUCACCAGCUGGUAACCAAAGACACAAGUGUUUGUUCAGUCCCAGCCUCCUGGGUGCACCAUGUGACCCAUCCACCUAGCCCCCACCCGCAAAGCCUGCCCGUACCUGCUUCUACACAACAACCAGAUCCACAAGCCUUCUGUCCAUCACAGGGGAGCCACCACGGGCAUUUAGAUCCCGCCUUCUAAGAUUCCUAACCCCCUCUUCUGUCUCCCACUCCUCUUCUCCUUGAGAUAUGGUAGAAAUCAGAAGGAGCCUCCAAAAGUGACUAUAAACACCCAGACUCUCGUCAGCUGCUCCCACCGAGCCUGGCUCUUUGUAAAUACUAGGUGAUCCCAUGAAUAAUAAGUGAAAGAAGUGAAGCCACAAUCUGAGUAAUGGGGUCUUCUGACUCUUCCUCUCUAGGUCUUUCUUUUAAAAAAAAAAAAUCCUCUACACAGAACCCUUCAGUUUCUGAACAAAAUUGUAGUCCAAGUUCAUCUCCACUCAACAUUGCCCGAAGGAAACUCUUUCCUACCAAGGGUCCCGUAGGCUGUUCUGACACCAAGACAUCUGAUGUUCUCAAACAAUGGGUACAUCUGUGCCCUCACCCAUCCAGGACAAGGAUUCUGGCUGCCUCCUGCCCCCCCACCCCCAUGAACUCGACAACACAUGCUAAGCCAGGCUACAGCCUGGAUAGGGCAGACUUCUUGUCUGUGGCUUCUGUGCCCCUUUUCUGCCCCAAUUUUUGUCCGCUGUUUCUACAUUAUGCUAACCAGAAAACUGACCCCGCUCUGGAGGUCGCCAUAUGGCCUACCCAGAGCCAGGUGUACUCUAGUCCCGAGAUGGAAUGGGAGGCAAGCUUCUAGACACCCUCAGAGGACAGAAGAGAGGAGUGUCAGCAGGUCAAUAACGCCAAGGACGGACACUUCAGAUGCAUUCCAGCCUGGAGCAAGAAGCCCCCCAACACCACACCUCAUAUCACGACAGGGGUGACCUCAGUGUGUGGCCACUAUGAUGUGUUCCUUAGUAGAUCAGGCAAGGAGCUAAGGAAAUAAAACAAAGCCACUCAACUCAAGAUGACAAACCCAAGUCAGUUUGACAUGCAAAGAUUUGAAAACUUGGGUAUAAACCAACUUCCCUUUGACCUGGUACACACAGACAAAAAUCUAUGUUUGGUAAUCAUUUUUCAGCAAAGCAGAUUCCUUCCUCCGCCCCAUCGUGGCCCCGAGAAGCCUGCUGGGCUCUCCUAACCCAAUAUGGUCUCUGAGAUGAGACUCUACCCCAUGAUGACUUGUGAAGAAAAUAACAUUUUGGCAACACCCCCCACCCCCACCCCGCAUCUCAGUCUGUGAGACACCUAUGGCCAAGGCAGGGGACAAAAGCUGAAAUAAGGUUUCCCUGCAUGAGAAGAACAGAGCUGGGAGAUUGUACAUCUAAAUGCCCAGCCCACUGCUAUACCAGCCUGGCCCAGAUAGGCACAAGAAACUACCUGCCAUUCUAGAAAGUAGCAUGGCAGUGUCAUUCCCCCUGGCAAGCUGUUGCUGUGCCCCAGAAACAAAGGGAGGUCCAACAGAAAGUACAGUUAGUGAAGUGUAUUCCAGGCUUGCCCAGAGCUCAGUAGCUAGGUACCAGGCUAGUACCCAGAAAGGGCCUCCUACAACGUAAGUUGCUGCUUGGACCAGCCAAACUCAUGGGACGUGCCCAACAGGAUUCCUGGGAUGUUCAAACUACCUCACCAACAGGAUACAGAACCAGGAGCCUGGCCCCCUUGCUUGUUGUGCAAGUUGGUGUGUUUUCCUGAAAUGUGUCCUCCUAUUCUGUUCUCCUUGUGUAGCCUUCAGAAGACAGCAUCUAGAAGCCUUUUCCACAAGUGGGAAAGGAUCAGGGGCUGUCCAUCUUUGGGCUCUGGGGAAUUUAUUGGAGGAGAAUGUUUCAACAAGGUAAAGGAAGUGAGAAGCCCAGGGCUGGGGUCAAACAGCAUGUCACCAGCCUCUUAAAGGACCUGGCUGAGAUGAAUAAGUGGUAAGGACCGUGGGAUAGUUGGAACAGUGGUCAAAUAAACUGCUAAUAACUUACCACCAGACCCUCUAAAAGAGGACUGUGCUCAUGUAACCAUGGCAACAGCAGAUGCCAGCAACUUACUCAUUAGUGCCACCCAGUGAUAAGGCCUCCCCUGGGUAAGACUCAGGGGCCAUCAAGUAGCAAAGUAGCAAAUGUAGCAAUAAAGGACAGGGACCCUGGGGUGGCAGGAUCCAAAUAACUGGGGCUCAGCAUUCCCCAAGCCACAGUGAGGGGGCAGAGCCAGCUGCCAUCAGCUAUCUAGGUGGGGAGCCCUGCCCACACUAAGGGUCCCUGUCCUAUAGCCUACGACUAUUCACCGCAUGACCACAGACGUCGGAAUGGCCUCCUCGUAGUGCAUGUGGUUCUCAUUAGUUUAUUUUUCUGGAAUUUGGGGACUGGACCCCAGGACCAAACAUGCUGGAAACGGUCUAAAAAUAAACAACUACUUGA